This is a messenger RNA of Hemibagrus wyckioides, 1282 nucleotides long. It is a transcript of the gene wdr74, whose product is annotated as WD repeat domain 74. Gene Ontology annotation, molecular function: protein binding. The transcript has 10 exons. The record is from RefSeq and is a predicted model, not a curated record. Lineage: Eukaryota; Metazoa; Chordata; Actinopteri; Siluriformes; Bagridae. The coding region runs from base 71 to 1213 and encodes 380 amino acids. Gene Ontology annotation, cellular component: nucleolus; preribosome, large subunit precursor. Gene Ontology annotation, biological process: ribosomal large subunit biogenesis.
UAACACGCGGAACUAAAGUGCGGUGGUAUGGAGUUCCGGUCGGAGCAGAGAGCGUGUGCACACAGCGUGGAUGGAGCAGAAAAACAUGGCGUGUGUGAAAAGUCAGCAGUGUUCAGUGUGGGUCGGAGCGGAGACGGGCAUCCUGAAGGGUGUGUGUGUGAGCAGGAAGCAGGUAUAUAAUUUUUGUGAGAUGCGCAACCUGAGCCGAGAUGAGGAGAUCUGCACCAUCACCUGGGGGGAUGAGCACGAAUCAGAGGUGUUGAUUGGGAGUGUAAACGGCAGAGUAAAGACUUUCAGUACAGAAAAGGGAAUAUUCACUGAGAGUCGAGAGUGUGCGGAUUUAACACACGGACGAUUUACUGGCCUUGCAGUCACUGACAGGUCGUUAAUAACGUGUGUUGAAUCUGGAUUGCUGAAGGUGUGGCCUGAAGCAGGCAAUGAAACAGUGGAAAUAAAUGUGGGGAGUGGAGUGUGCCGAAUGAGACAGAACUCUUCAGAGCGCCACCAUGUGGCCACAGGAGGAAAGGAGAACCCACUGAAAGUUUGGGAUCUGCAGAGACCGGACACGCCCAUCUUCACUGCCAAGAAUGUUGCUAAUGACUGGUUGGAUCUGCGUGUCCCUGUGUGGGUUAGAGAUAUGGCGUUCCUCACACAAUCCAACAAGAUCAUCACAUGCACAGGACAUCACCAGGUGCGUGUGUAUGACCCGUCGUGUCAGAGGAGGCCAGUGCUGGAGGCGGAGUUUGGGGAGGUUCCACUGACGGCGCUCUCGGUUCCACCUGGUGAGAACAGUGUGGUGGUGGGGAACACACACGGUCAGCUUGCCACCCUCGACCUGCGUAAAGGUCUUGUACGUGGGUGUAUGAAAGGCACGGCAGGCAGUGUGAGGGGGUUACAGUGUCACCCAUCAUUACCCCUCGUUGCCUCCUGCGGCCUUGACAGAUUCCUUCGCAUACACAACCUACAGGACAGAACAUUAAUACACAAGGUGUAUCUGAAGUCCCGGCUGAACUGUGUGUUGCUCUCCAGCAGAGAUCUCCAGCAGUCUGUGUCAGAAGAGGAAGAACAGCUGGGGGAGACAAAAACAGAAGAGGAUGAGGUCUGGGAUGCCAUGGAAACAGUGACGGAAAAGAGCAGCAAAAGAGCAGCACAAGAUGAGGAUGAGGUCCGAGAUGCACAGGAGAGAGACAAGAAGAAAAAGACAAAGAAGUGACAACAGUUUUAUCGCUAAUGGUUAUUUUGUGUGUCUUUAUGGGCUGGUUAAUAAGAUUAAACUCUCAGU